This is a messenger RNA of Prorocentrum cordatum, 429 nucleotides long. NCBI's taxonomy places the organism in Eukaryota, Dinophyceae, Prorocentrales, Prorocentraceae. The record is from the annotation of a GenBank genome assembly.
AUGGAAGGGGCCCCGAUGCACCUGUCAUCGCGCCUGAGGCAUGGGAAGCCUUGUGCGGACGUCGCCACGUUUUGCCGCCUGUGGAGGGUAGCUUCCGCGAGGGAGAUGUCCCCGACGACCCCGCCACCCCGCCCGAGGCACACGUUGCUCGGGAAUCGAGACUCCCAGAGGGUGCCAGCCUGGGGUGCGUCGCCAAAUUUUGCUACAGGAGCCAGGCAGCACGGGGCGCAGCAGAACGGCCACUACGGCCACUUUCGGGGCUACAGCGUGCGCGACUACAACGGCAGCCAGCGGGACAACGGCCUCAGGGACGACUGCGUCAACCACGGGCCUUUGGCCCCCGUCUUCCUCCUUCCCCGAGGUCGCCGAGCCGCAGCAGGCGCGACAAGGACAAGUCGAAGGACGUCUCCGACAGGGCGAAGGACCCCA